Molecule: messenger RNA, 1134 nt
Organism: Insectozyma verbasci
Lineage: Eukaryota; Fungi; Ascomycota; Pichiomycetes; Serinales; Debaryomycetaceae
Source: the annotation of a GenBank genome assembly
AUGAUUAAAGAUAAUACUAAUAAUAAUAACACAGAAAAUCAAUGUACUUGCCAUCAUCAUCACAAUAAUCAUGAUGAUAACGAUAGUAUUGCUUCAACUAAUAACAAUGAUUUUUUCAACAAUAAUGAUUUAAAUUCAAAUUUUGAUAAAUACGUUGAAAAUUUCGAUAAAUUGUUAUCUAAUAUUGGUAUUAUUACAAAUUCAAUUUUUGAUAUAUCAAAAGAAACUAGUAAAGAAUUGAAUGAAAAAUAUAAACAAUUUUCAAAGAAUUAUUUCACUAAUAAUGAUGAUGAUCAAUAUAAUAAUAACAAUUUUGAUAAUUAUAAAUAUAAUUAUCCAUCAUUUUAUCGAUCUACUUUUGAUGUUUUACAAAAUUUUUCACCUCAAGAUGGUCUUAAAUUAUUAAACUAUUAUAAUCAUAAAUCUCCAACAAUUACACAAUAUCAUAAAUGUUUAGAUUCUAACGGUAUUUCAAUUUGGGAUGAAUUUGGAUUUUGGAGAUGUUUAUUUCCACAAUCAAAUUUAAAUAAUGAUUUAUUAAAUUUUAAAAACCAAUAUUUUAAAGAUAAAAUUUUAACAAAAGAAGAUUUUUUAAAUAAAGUUAAACAACUUGAAAUAAAUGAAAAUGAUAAAAUUAUUGAUUUAGAAAAACUGGGAAAAUGGUUUAAAAGUUUUGAUGAAUUUUUGAAAUUUAAACAUGAUAAAUUUUCAAAAGAAUUAGUUGCAAAACAACGAAAGAGAAAUGAACAAGAGCAAAUACAAAAUACUAAUAAUAAAAAUACUACUACUACUACUACUACUAAUAAUAAUAAUAAUAAUAAUACAAGUAGUAAGAAUAAUACUGAAGUAGUUUCAACUUCAAUUCAAUCAAAUAUGUUUACAGAUUUAGAUAAUAAAGAAAUAAAAUUAAUUGAAAGUAAAAAAGAAUGUUUUAGUAAUGGAGAUUGUAAUAUAAUAAAGAUGAUAAAAUCAAAACCAAUUGGAUCAAAAGAUUGGAUAAAUAUAGAAGAAUGUAGAGAAACACUAACCAACCACUCAUCAUCAUCACCAUCAUCUUUUUUGGACAAUAAUGAUAAUGAUAGUAAUAGUAAUAGUAAUAGUAAUAGUAAUAAAGGUUGGUUUUGGAAUAAGUAA